UACGAUACUUAGAUUAUAUCCUAUUUGUGUUGUUUAGCUUCUCAAAUUUAACAUGGGUUAGCUGACGUCGCUUGGAGAGUAGAAAGUAUCGUCCUAGGUGUGGAGCGAGUCCAAGUUCCACUUGCCUAACUUGGUCACACAGGAAUAUUUGGGGUUCACAAUAUAGAUCGUAUAGGGCCCCAAGUAGUACAGUUUUCCCUGCUCCUGGCACCUCUUGCCAGGGCCAUGUCAUGAUGGUGCUCCGCCGGCUGCUAAGGAGACGCUGGGUCCUCGGAGUGGUGUUCGGAUUGUCCCUAAUUUACUUCAUCACCAGUACCCUCAAACAGGAAGAGAGAACCAUUCGAGACCGCACCCUCUUGGAAGUGAGGGACUUGGACCACCGCAUCCCCUGGAAGAUUCGUUUCAACUUGGGUAACAGCAGCCGUCAGAUGACCCAAUGUCGGAACUCCAUCCAGGGCAAAGCCCUGCUGACAGACGAGCUUGGCUACGUGUGCCAGAGGAAGGACCUGCUGGUUAACGGCUGCUGUAACGUCAACGCUCCGAACUCCAGGCAGUACAUCUGCAAGAGCUGCUUGGCCAACGGCUGCUGCGACAUCUACGAGUACUGUGUGUCCUGCUGCCUGCAGCCCGACAAGCAACCACUCCUCGAGCGUUUCCUGAACCGAGCUGCAGAGGGCUUUCAGAAUCUCUUCACUGCGGUCGGGGACCACUUUGAGCUGUGCUUGGCUAAGUGUCGGACCUCCUCACAAAGUGUUCAACAUGAAAACACCUACCGAAACCCUCAGGCAAAGUACUGCUAUGGAGAAAGUCCUCCAGAACUUCUUCCUAUAUGAGUCUGUUAAGAACGAAGAGAACCGGUGGACCUAGAUAAUUCCCAUGUGGGACCCCUCAUCCAAAAUACAUCGCAACAACAUCAAUAAUCGGAGCGCCAUCCAUUUCAGUGUUGGAAAAAUAGCCUUGCAUUGAAGAGCUAUUUCAAAAUCUUGAAUUAUACUUACACUUCAUAAGUGCGUAGAAGGCAACAUAAAUUCAUCUGUGAUGAUUGACAGGUCUUCAAAGCAGGCAGCUCAUCCGUUUCCAUUUUCAAGCAGGCCUCGUUUUAAGAUGUUUUUUAUUUUAAAUUUUUUAUCCAAAAUUGUGUCAUCACUUAUGUGUGUAUGGUAACGCAUGCUUAUGGAAUAACUAUUUAACAGCUAAUGUGAAUGUUAUUUUCUUGUAAUUUAUGCUGUGUUUUCACAGAUCAUUUUUUGUCUUUUGUAAACAAAAUAAAGUAAAGCCAUUCAUAAUUGUAAGAAAUAUAUUGAAUUCGACAAAAGUCAACAUUUUGUUUUUCUAGUUGAUUCCAGUAUUAAUCUGACAGUAAUAAAUGACAUUUCGAUGGA
Messenger RNA from Gadus macrocephalus (Pacific cod), 1382 nucleotides. RefSeq names its product SREBF pathway regulator in golgi 1 (gene spring1). NCBI's taxonomy places the organism in Eukaryota, Metazoa, Chordata, Actinopteri, Gadiformes, Gadidae. Bases 231 to 833 code for a protein of 200 amino acids. The transcript has 5 exons. The record is from RefSeq and is a predicted model, not a curated record. Gene Ontology annotation, biological process: positive regulation of SREBP signaling pathway.